Molecule: messenger RNA, 1401 nt
Organism: Corylus avellana
Lineage: Eukaryota; Viridiplantae; Streptophyta; Magnoliopsida; Fagales; Betulaceae
Product: Aldolase-type TIM barrel family protein
Molecular function (GO): nitronate monooxygenase activity
Source: RefSeq, a predicted model, not a curated record
CUAUUAUAUUAUACUAAAUUGCUGAAAAAACAAAGGGAAUUCAAAUAUUGCUUUGAUUUUUAAAUAUAUAUUUUUUUUAACAACCAAACAAACCGAACCGAGUUCGGCCACGUCCCCCCGGCUUUUUGACUCAGUGCGUGCUGCCACCGGAGAAUAUAUAAAUGCUCAUCAGCUUUGCCCAAAGCCACUGUGGUGGUAAACAAAGAGCUAAUCCCUUUACAAUACAAAAACCCUGCGGGCUUGCCUCCGACGGAGAGAGAUGGGUUGGAGAGGGAUCUUGGGUUUUGAGUACGGCAUAGUGCAAGCACCACUGGGGCCCGAUAUUUCCGGCCCGGAGCUUGUUGCCGCCGUUGCUAACGCCGGUGGAAUUGGUCUCCUCCGAGCCCCUGAUUGGGAGUCACCGGACUACUUACGGGAGUUGAUAAGGAAAACACGAACCUUAACAGACAAACCAUUUGGUGUUGGUGUUGUUCUUACAUUUCCACAUAAGGAAAACAUAAAGGCUAUUCUGGAUGAGAAGGUAGCUGUCUUGCAAAUAUCAUGGGGUGAAUGUUCCCAGGAGCUUCUACUUGAGGCUCGUCGUGCUGGGGUCAAGGUUGUACCCCAAGUUGGAAGUUUCGAAGAAGCAAAAAGGGCAGUUGAUGCGGGUGUAGAUGCAAUUAUUGUCCAAGGACUUGAAGCAGGAGGGCAUGUAAUUGGUCAGGAGGGUUUGAUAGCAUUAUUGCCAAGGUUGGUUAAUCUUGUUGGGGAUCAAGACAUUCCCGUUAUCGCUGCCGGGGGUAUUGUGGACGCACGUGGUUAUGUUGCUGCGCUCGCCCUCGGUGCUCAAGGCGUCUGCCUCGGCACAAGGUUUGUUGCAACUAGUGAAAGCUAUGCUCACCCUACAUACAAGAGGAAGUUGAUUGAAGCCGACCAAACUGAAUAUACCAACGUUUUUGGUCGGGCAAGGUGGCCCGGGGCACCUCACCGUGUCCUGCAAACACCUUUCUUCAAUCAAUGGAAAUCCCUUCCUCUUCAUGAGAAUGAAGCCAACCAGCCUGUUAUAGGUCUUUCAACAAUACAUGGCGUGGAAAAAGAAAUUAGGCAGUUUGCGGGUACUGUUCCAAAUUUGACGACCACAGGUGACAUUGAAAGCAUGGCGCUGUAUGCUGGCGAAGGUGUAGGGCUUAUUGAGGAAAUUUUACCCGCCGGUGAAGUGGUCCGAGGACUGGUUGAAGGGGCUCAACAUCUGAUCCACAGCAAAUUUAGUGGCGUAUAAUUAAGCCAAGGUUGAGCAAGUCCUUGAACCAAAUAAAUAGCCUCCAAAAUGUUGUUGAUAAUGGAAAUUUGGGUACUGUGGAUAAUAAAAGACUCAACAGUGUCUCUUGUGUUUGCUUGAGUUAUGUUUGCGUGGUUGUUGUC